Molecule: messenger RNA, 1406 nt
Organism: Sorghum bicolor (sorghum)
Lineage: Eukaryota; Viridiplantae; Streptophyta; Magnoliopsida; Poales; Poaceae
Product: protein Dr1 homolog
Exons: 5
Coding region: 177-1070 (297 amino acids)
Molecular function (GO): protein heterodimerization activity
Source: RefSeq, a predicted model, not a curated record
CGGACUUCAACCCCACCUUCUUCCACCCUCGUAUUGUCCCCGGCUCACCGCGCGCCCUAACCCUAGCUCCUCGAUUCCACUCUGCCCCGAGCCGAAUUCUCGCCCGAAUUCGCUCGCGGGGGGCACUCGCUACCUCGCCCGCCUUCCGUCGCGCGGAUUCGGUGCCGCGCCUGGAGAUGGACCCGAUGGACAUCGUGGGCAAGUCCAAGGAGGACGUCUCCCUCCCCAAAUCAACAAUGUUUAAGAUAAUUAAGGAGAUGCUUCCUCCUGAUGUACGAGUGGCAAGAGAUGCACAGGAUCUUCUUGUUGAAUGCUGCGUAGAGUUCAUCAAUCUCCUUUCAUCUGAAUCCAAUGAAGUGUGCAGCAGAGAAGAGAAGAAAACGAUUGCUCCUGAGCAUGUUCUUAAGGCUCUAAGUGAUCUUGGCUUCAGAGAGUACAUUGAGGAGGUUUAUGCUGCGUAUGAACAGCACAAACUUGAUACUCUGGAUUCUCCAAAAGCCAGCAAGUUCACUGGGAUUGAGAUGACAGAGGAAGAAGCUGUUGCUGAGCAACAAAGGAUGUUUGCUGAGGCUCGAGCAAGGAUGAAUAAUGGAGCCCCCAAGCCAAAGGAGCCAGAACAAGAUCCGCCACAGCAACCACAAGCACAACCCCAACUUCAGCUGCAUACUCAAACACAGCAACCCAUGCAAUCUCAACUGCAGUUGCAUUCGCUAACACAGCAUUCCCUCCAACCUCAACUGCAGCUGCAGCCUCAGUCACAGCCACAACAGCUGCCACAAGUGCAGCUGCACCCUCAGCCGCAGCAGCAAACCCAAGUGCAGAUGCACCCUCAUCCGCCGCAGCCCCCACAAGUGCAGGUCCACCCGCAGCCUUCGCAACCCCAAGUGCAGAUCCACCCUCAGCCGCAGCAGCCCCCACAAGUGCAGUUGCAUUCAUCAGCCCAGCAAGCUUCCCAACCCGAACCUCAGGUACAUCUGCAAUCACAGGAGCCCUCACAAGCUCAGCUGCAAUCCCAACUGCCAGGUCAGCUGCAGACACAGGCGCAAAGUGGACCUGGCGUGGACAGUUAGAGACUGUUGUUGUGUAGCCUCAGUAUAAGCAAAAGACUGGGCACUUUAGCUGGCAUCUACUAGGAGCCUGUGUGCCUGCUUGUGACCCGUUAGAUCCUGAUUUAGGUUUCCGUGCUUCCUGUACAAUGUAAAUCCAGUGUGAUUGCAGUUGCCUUGUUGCUAAUAAUGCGAAGCCGUUAGUUACUGAUGAUGUCCUUACUGUGUCGUCGAAUACUGAAUUCCUGACAAGUGUCAUGGCGUGGUUUAUUAUGUGCCGUGCUGAAAGAUAUUCUGUUGUCAUUGUAAUAGCCUAACGUGACAUUUGUCCAUGGUGAUAGUGACUGAUUUGAAUGAGCU